Tupaia belangeri chinensis (Chinese tree shrew) is the source of this 1800-nucleotide messenger RNA. It is a transcript of the gene ZNF713, whose product is annotated as zinc finger protein 713. Gene Ontology annotation, biological process: regulation of DNA-templated transcription. The coding region runs from base 166 to 1587 and encodes 473 amino acids. Lineage: Eukaryota; Metazoa; Chordata; Mammalia; Scandentia; Tupaiidae. The transcript has 5 exons. The record is from RefSeq and is a predicted model, not a curated record.
AACGCUGUAUUUCUUUCUCACUUUCCUAUAAGUCUAAAAUUGAUUUGAAAUAAAAAGUUAAAGCAUUUUUUUAAAUAGGAAAGCAAAUACCAGAUCCCUUUUAUUCAUUUAGCAAGUACUUGUCGAGUAUAUGCUAUAUGCCAGUCACUGGGCAUUGAAAUUGGAAUGGUAAACAAGACAGAGCCGGUUCCUGCCUUCGUGGAGAUGAACACUAUCAUGGUGAGGUGUAAAGUUAUGCCUUCUCAGAAUGCUGCGCUUUCUCAGGAGGGGCACGUGGAGGAGAGAGAAAGGAAGAAUGGAUCACAGAGAGUCAGGUCUCCAGGAUCACUGACAUUCCAGGAUGUGGCUGUGGAUUUCACCAGAGAGGAGUGGGACCAGCUGUACCCGGCUCAGAAGAACCUCUACCGAGACGUAAUGCUGGAGAACUAUAGAAAUCUGGUCGCACUGGGGCAACAACUUUAUAAGCCAGAGGUGAUUACUCAAUUGGAGCAAGAAGAGCAGUGGACGAUAGAGAGAGACAGCCCACUGGACCCUCCUCCAGAUGGAGAGAACAGACCUGAAAUCACAAAGUCAACUCCAAACCAGAAUAUUUCCAUUGAAAAUCAAACCCAUGACAUGAUAAUGGCAAGAAUAACAGGAGACAGUUUCUGGUACUCCAUCUUGGGAGGUAUCUGGGACUUUGACUACCAAUUAGAGUUUAACCAAGAAAACCAGCAGACUCAUGUGGGACAAGUGUCUUUCCUCCACAAAAAGAUCACACAAGAGAGAAGCCUUGACCGUAAUAAGUUUGUAGAAAACUGUAAUCUGAACUCAAACCUUAUUCUGCAUCAGAGAAUUCCUUCUAUUAAAAUACCCUUUAAUUCUGUCACACAAGCAAAUAGCAACAGACAUAAUUCAGGCUUGAUUUACUAUCAGGGAAACUAUGUAAGGGAGAACCCCUAUGAAUAUAGUGAGUGUGGAAAAAUCUUCAAUCAACAUAUUCUUCUUACUAGUCAUAUUCCUACCCGAGAGAAACCCAGUGACUAUGGAAAGGCCUUUAGCCACAACUCAUCUCUUACCCCAUCCCAGAUAGUCCUUACAGGAGAGAAGCCCUAUAAGUGUGAUGAAUGUGGCAAAAGAUUCAGCCAGAGGAUCCAUCUUAUUCAGCAUCAGAGAAUUCACACAGGAGAAAAACCUUUUAUAUGCAAUGACUGUGGGAAAGCCUUCCGUCAACAUUCAUCCUUCACUCAACAUCUGAGGAUUCAUACCGGAGAGAAGCCCUACAAGUGCAAUCAAUGUGGAAAAGCCUUUAGCCGCAUCACGUCCCUUACUGAACAUCACAGACUUCAUACUGGAGAGAAACCUUACGAGUGCAGUUUCUGUGGCAAAGCCUUCAGCCAGAGGACCCAUCUAAAUCAGCAUGAAAGAACUCAUACGGGAGAGAAGCCCUAUAAAUGUACCGAAUGUGGGAAAGCCUUUAGUCAGAGUGCACACCUUAAUCAACACAGGAAGAUCCAUACUCGGGAGAAGGCGUGUGACUACAAAUGUGAGAAAACCUUAAGCUACAGCUCUUCACUGACUCAGCAGCAUAUGAACUUAGAAAUGUAGGACAUUUUUGGGGGUCACACCUUUUCAUUUUAUUCAAUAUCGAGUUAAUUCAUAGUGAAGAGAAAGCUUAUAAAUAAACUUAAUGCAUAGAAACCAAAUAAGCUUAGACCUUAAACUAGUAGCAUAUUAUAUCCCUAGGAGGGGCUAUAAUAGUGAAAAAUAUUUAUUUUAUUUUAGUUUUGUUUGGUUUUGUUUUUUAGUUUUUUGCCAGAG